CUUUUCUGUCCUCUGUCAGUCAUUCAGCCCGAGCUGCUCCAGGAGACGGUGCCCGCUGACAGAGCUGAGAGAAAGCGAGAGACUGCAUCAUGGAUGUUCUUAUACCCUCCAUGCUAGGGGAGGAUCCACACCUAAUGGCUGAACCGGCGGUUCAGAUCUUCGAACAGCCCAAGCAGAGGGGAAUGCGCUUCAGGUACAAGUGUGAGGGUCGCUCGGCCGGAAGCAUCCCCGGUGAGAAGAGCUCCGACAACAACAGGACGUACCCCAGCCUGCAGAUCCUGAAUUACUGCGGUAAAGGGAAGGUGCGUGUUUAUCUGGUGACUAAGAAUGAACCGUAUCGGCCGCAUCCACACGACCUGGUGGGGAAGGACUGCAAAGACGGAUUCUACGAGGCUGAGUUUGGUCCAGACCGCAGAGUGAUUGCUUUCCAGAAUCUGGGUAUCCAGUGCGUGAGGAGGAGGGAAGUGAAAGAUGCGAUUCUUCAGAGGAUCACCAGAGGGAUCAACCCAUUCAAUGUGCCACGUGAGCAGCUGCAGCAGACGGAGGAAUACGACUUGAACGUGGUUCGUCUGUGCAUCCAGGUUUUCCUGCAAGACGAAAACGGCCACUACACCCGAGCACUCAGGCCCAUCGUCACCAACCCCAUCUACGACAACAGGGCCCCAAACACAGCAGAGCUGAGGAUCUGUCGGGUCAACAGGAACAGUGGAAGUGUUAAAGGAGGAGAUGAGAUCUUCUUACUUUGUGACAAAGUGCAAAAAGAUGACAUUGAGGUACGCUUCUUCUCCUCCGACGGCUGGGAGGCCAAAGGCUCCUUUUCUCAGGCUGAUGUUCAUCGCCAAGUGGCCAUUGUUUUCAAAACACCGUCCUACUACAACACCUCCAUUACAGAGUCCAUCACUGUGCACAUGCAGUUGCGACGACCCUCCGAUCAAGAAGUCAGUGAACCAAUGGAUUUCAGAUAUCUGCCCGACGACAAAGAUCCUUAUGGCUACAAUGAAAAAAAGCGAAGAAGAGAACACUUGAUGAAGAUGUCAGGAUUGUCAGGUGCUCCUUUUGCUGGUUUAGCUAUGAGUAGGCCAAAGGCGGUGUCACAGAGUACCAUGGGUCACAUGCGGAAAGACCUGACGAACAUGUACCUGAGGCAGAACACACCUAUGAUGCAACAACAGUCUGUCUUCAACCAGCCAUACCAACCCAACCCUCAAAAUGUAAUGAUGACAUCUCCGGCUCCUAAUCUACAAAUCAACCGUUCAUGGGUAAAUCCCAAUCCAGUACUCUCUGUGGACACAGUGACCGUCAACCCAUCUGCUGGCAUCAGCGCUCUACCACGUCCUAAUAACAGCAGGCUACAGCAGCAAAACCGCGGGUCUGGUUACUCCAACAGAAGGCACGGCAGCUGUGAGAACAACACCCUCCCUCAGCUCUCCAUACGGGACUUGCAGUGCUUGGACACAGUUCCUCAGGUCCAAGCAAUGAACCAGACGGAGACUCAGCCACCCUUCCAACCACAGCAUCAAAGGGAGGAGCUUGCACCUGAGACUCAGGCUCAGAACCCUAUGGGCAACCAGGGCCAUGGCCUCCAGACUAUGUGGUCUGGUUUCAAUACCCUCAAUGCAGGCCAGAACACCUUUAAUGGAUCAGUUGGAGGUGGACAGGCGUCACAGGGACUUGGCUCAUACCCCUUCCUAGAGGGAAUCGAAGGAGAUGAUUUUCUGAAGGGCCUUGUAGGAGUGGGUACUCAGACCAGCUGUCAGCUAAAGCAGGAGCCCCAGAUCACAGUGGGGCAAGAGAGCCAUGCUUCUCUCAUGCAUUCCCCAAGGGAAAGCCAGGGGAAUACUUACAUCAACCUGCUUCCUCGUCCUAUGAGCAAUGGUGCCAACAUGGAUCCAAUGAGACAUGACGGUGUUGGCAUCACUCAGCCUCUUACAAAUCUGCAGAAUCGUUACGGAAACAGCAGCAUGGUCUCAGAAAGUCACUUUCCAAGUGUGGCUGACUGGCUGAAAGCACCUCGGCAAAAUGAGUAAAAGAGUGACAUUUUUGAUAUCGAAAAACAAGCAAAAGCAGCUUCACGGUGAACACUGAUCUUGUUUAGUCUUGAAAAGUCAGGAAUUUUUUUUCACCCGUACUGGCUCAGUAAGGCUUAAUAGGUGUUUGCUUGAGGAAUUUCCUCAGUGGACAUCAGACCAAAUUAUUGGCAGCCAGCUGGAUCCAUCGCCAGAUGAAGGCUUUGUUUCAGACAGUGAACUGAUUGACUAGUUUCCUGUUUAGCAAAGACCUCACCAGAAACACUUCCUACUUCUGUAUGGCCAAACAUGUUACUUGGUAGGUUGUCUCCUGACUGAUCAGUAGAACUGAGCUCACAUGAGUCCAGUUGGUUUCAGCAAUACUAAGACUUGUAUGGCUGAACUAUGCCUUAGGUUGUAAUUAUGACCUUACCACAGGCUAAUGGCUUCCAAACCAAAAGGAUGCCUUUGAAGAAGUGAAUGUACUACUUUCUUUCUUUGUCUUUGUCAGGUGAUGUUGGAUUCACUGUCAGCAUACUGUGUAAUAAAUCUUUGUUGGUGCGGUGGUUUGCUCUUAAGAAAAAAAAGGAGGUUGACAGAUUUUUUUUAAAAGUAAAGCAGAAGAAAUUGCUUAUUGCCAUGGAUUUACUUUUUAUUUUUUAUUUCUUUGUAAAAUUUGUCAGUUUGAUUUUUUUUUUUUUUUACCAGAGCAUUUGCUUUAAAGUGCGCUCUGUACAUACAUGUUAGCCGUAGUUGAGAGUGACAGCAGUAACCAUGCUGAAACACUCAAGAACUGGCAAGGUACUGAAAUUUCCAUUGAGGAAGUGGGAGGACGCACAUUCAGUGGUGUUUCUCCUUUGUAAUGACUAUGUCAUACCAGCGAUCACAUGUUAUUCAGAGUUCUCAGAGCAUUUCUAGCAGAUGUUUUAUACGUAGAUACAGACAUCAGAUACAGAUGUCAAUUUUAAUGUUUUAUUCAUUUAACUGAUGCUCUUAGGGAUAGUUACCAAAAGCUUCUUGCUCAAGGACUGAUGGCACAUGGCUGAUAAUGGACAAACAUUGAUUUCUGUCAGACAACUUUAGCACCUCUGGCCUCACUCAGCCUAAAAUGUUUUCUUAAUUUUAUGCCUUCUAGAGGCUUUUUUUCUUGAAUGAAAGUAUAUAUUUUGAUGACUACUUUGUAAGAUUUGAUAUUUUUCUCUUUUUUCUACAAGAUCAGCAAUAAACAGUCUGUUUCUA
Acanthochromis polyacanthus (spiny chromis) is the source of this 3245-nucleotide messenger RNA. RefSeq names its product v-rel avian reticuloendotheliosis viral oncogene homolog (gene rel). The record is from RefSeq and is a predicted model, not a curated record. Gene Ontology annotation, biological process: canonical NF-kappaB signal transduction; non-canonical NF-kappaB signal transduction; innate immune response. NCBI's taxonomy places the organism in Eukaryota, Metazoa, Chordata, Actinopteri, Pomacentridae. Gene Ontology annotation, molecular function: DNA-binding transcription factor activity, RNA polymerase II-specific; RNA polymerase II cis-regulatory region sequence-specific DNA binding. The coding region runs from base 90 to 2027 and encodes 645 amino acids. The transcript has 11 exons. Gene Ontology annotation, cellular component: cytoplasm.